AUGGCCAAGAAAUGCUUUGGCACUGUCGCACCCCUCCUCCUGCUCACCCUCGCUGUAGCGGCACACGCCGUGGUGGCGGCCAGGACCGCGCCUGCUGGUGGUGCAGCUGAGGCCUCGCUUCCGGCCGCUGCCGCCGCGGAGAGCGGCGCCGGUGCAGGAGUUGCGGGAACGGCGGACGCGAAGAACCUGUUCGUGGGAGUGGGAGGCAUGGGGGACCUGCCGGGCUUUCCGGCCGUGGGCGGCGGCUACGGCGGGGGCUUCGGCAACAACGGCGCCGGCGUCUUCACCGGCGUCACGGGCCCGCUGGGAGGCGUCGGGGGCGGCGUGGGGAGCGUCGGGCCAAUCGGCGGCGUCGGUGGCACCGGAGGGGUCCCGUUUGGACGGUUCGCCGGCGGCGGCGCCCCAUUCGGCGGGGUCGGAGGCGGGUACGGCGGCGGAUGCGCCGGCGGGGUCACGCCUAGAGCACAUGCACAUGGUAGCAUAUUCCUGCAGGGUCGGGGCAUGGACGUCCGCGUUGUACGUAGGUGCGGUGCAUGGGCAUGGCGCAUCGCGCUUGCGUACUCAAGCACAGACGUCUCCCUUGGCUUCACGCAGUACAGAAGAUGUUAA
Lolium rigidum is the source of this 609-nucleotide messenger RNA. RefSeq names its product glycine-rich protein 5-like. Lineage: Eukaryota; Viridiplantae; Streptophyta; Magnoliopsida; Poales; Poaceae. The transcript has a single exon. The record is from RefSeq and is a predicted model, not a curated record. The coding region runs from base 1 to 609 and encodes 202 amino acids.